Molecule: messenger RNA, 6342 nt
Organism: Rattus norvegicus (Norway rat)
Lineage: Eukaryota; Metazoa; Chordata; Mammalia; Rodentia; Muridae
Source: RefSeq, a predicted model, not a curated record
UUGCUGACUGACCUGCAGAGAUGCUCCCCGGGUGGCGCACUGAGGUGCUUGUGGUCCUUUAUACCCGCUCUUGGGGAGAUGCGUGGGAUGCGCAGACCCAGGAUGGGUGGGGGCGGUCCUCCAGACUGCUCUUUGGCCACCUUGGGAACGCAACUUUUCCGGGGGUGUGGGUGGGGAGAGCAUCAGUGCUGGGUGGGAGAGGCUGUCGUCCUGGGCACCCCGCCCCCUCCUGGGCCGCCCCUCCCCCGCGCCCCUGCUCUGGCUCUCCAGCAUCCUCACUCCGCCCAGUUCUGUGCCAGCUGCGUGGGCUCUGGUUUCGUGCGGGUUUUUUUCCCCCUUGGAAUGCUCCAAAAAACUCGGCAGUGACUACGGAAACCCCAUCGGAACUGACCAGCUGCGCUAGCACCAGGCACAGCACUGGUGCCACGCGCCCGCCGAGCCCACCGCGGUCACUUCAGCCACCAGAUUGCAACUUUGCGGAGAUGAUGGACUAGCAUGGCCUGAAGCAUGGCUCAGUUCUAUUACAAACGAAAUGUCAACGCCCCCUACCGAGACCGCAUCCCACUGAGGAUCGUCAGGGCAGAAUCUGAACUCUCACCAUCAGAGAAAGCCUACUUGAAUGCCGUGGAAAAGGGGGACUAUGCAAGCGUCAAGAAAUCUCUGGAGGAAGCCGAGAUUUAUUUUAAAAUCAACAUUAACUGCAUUGACCCCCUUGGGAGGACUGCUCUUCUCAUUGCCAUUGAAAAUGAGAACCUGGAGCUGAUUGAACUGUUGUUGAGUUUCAAUGUCUAUGUUGGCGAUGCGCUACUUCACGCCAUCAGGAAAGAGGUGGUUGGAGCCGUGGAGCUACUGCUGAACCACAAAAAGCCCAGCGGAGAGAAGCAGGUGCCUCCCAUCCUCCUUGACAAACAGUUCUCUGAAUUCACCCCAGACAUCACGCCUAUCAUCUUGGCUGCACAUACAAAUAAUUAUGAGAUAAUCAAACUCUUGGUCCAGAAGGGUGUCUCGGUGCCCAGACCCCACGAGGUCCGCUGUAACUGUGUUGAGUGUGUCUCCAGCUCAGACGUGGACAGCCUCAGGCACUCACGGUCCAGGCUCAACAUCUACAAGGCUUUGGCCAGCCCCUCGCUCAUUGCGCUGUCAAGUGAAGACCCUUUCCUCACCGCCUUUCAGUUAAGCUGGGAGCUGCAAGAACUGAGUAAGGUGGAGAAUGAAUUCAAGUCGGAGUAUGAGGAGCUGUCUAGACAGUGCAAACAGUUUGCUAAGGACCUCCUAGAUCAGACACGGAGUUCCAGAGAGCUGGAAAUCAUUCUUAAUUACCGUGAUGACAAUAGCCUGAUCGAAGAACAGAGUGGAAAUGAUCUUGCGAGGCUAAAAUUAGCCAUUAAGUACCGUCAAAAAGAGUUUGUUGCUCAGCCCAACUGCCAGCAGCUGCUCGCUUCCCGCUGGUACGAUGAGUUCCCAGGCUGGAGGAGAAGACACUGGGCGGUGAAGAUGGUGACAUGUUUCAUAAUAGGACUACUCUUCCCCGUCUUCUCCGUGUGCUACCUGAUAGCUCCCAAAAGCCCACUUGGACUGUUCAUCAGAAAGCCAUUUAUCAAGUUUAUCUGCCACACAGCCUCCUAUCUGACCUUUUUGUUUCUGCUGCUGCUAGCCUCUCAGCACAUCGACAGGUCAGACUUGAACAGGCAAGGUCCACCACCAACCAUCGUGGAGUGGAUGAUAUUACCGUGGGUCCUGGGUUUUAUAUGGGGAGAGAUUAAACAGAUGUGGGAUGGCGGACUUCAGGAUUACAUCCACGACUGGUGGAAUCUAAUGGACUUUGUGAUGAACUCCUUGUAUCUGGCGACAAUCUCCUUGAAGAUUGUCGCAUUUGUAAAGUACAGUGCUCUGAACCCACGGGAAUCAUGGGACAUGUGGCACCCCACCCUGGUGGCAGAGGCUUUAUUCGCAAUUGCAAACAUCUUCAGUUCCCUCCGCCUGAUCUCUCUGUUCACUGCCAAUUCUCACCUGGGGCCUCUGCAGAUAUCUCUGGGAAGAAUGCUCCUGGACAUCCUAAAGUUCUUAUUCAUAUACUGCCUCGUGCUGCUAGCUUUUGCAAAUGGCCUAAAUCAACUGUACUUCUACUAUGAAGAAACGAAGGGGUUAAGCUGCAAAGGCAUACGGUGCGAAAAACAGAACAACGCGUUCUCCACGUUAUUUGAGACUCUACAGUCCCUGUUUUGGUCAAUAUUUGGACUCAUCAAUCUCUAUGUUACCAAUGUCAAAGCCCAGCAUGAGUUCACUGAAUUUGUUGGGGCCACCAUGUUUGGCACAUAUAACGUCAUCUCUCUGGUUGUCCUCCUGAACAUGCUGAUCGCUAUGAUGAAUAAUUCUUACCAACUAAUUGCCGACCACGCAGAUAUAGAGUGGAAAUUUGCUCGAACAAAGCUUUGGAUGAGCUACUUUGAAGAAGGGGGUACCCUGCCUACACCUUUCAAUGUCAUCCCAAGCCCCAAGUCCCUGUGGUACCUGGUCAAGUGGAUAUGGACGCACUUAUGUAAGAAAAAGAUGAGAAGAAAGCCAGAAAGCUUUGGGACAAUUGGGCGGCGUGCUGCUGAUAACUUGAGAAGGCAUCACCAAUACCAAGAGGUGAUGAGGAAUCUGGUGAAGCGGUACGUGGCAGCCAUGAUCAGAGAGGCAAAAACUGAAGAAGGCUUGACAGAGGAGAAUGUUAAGGAACUAAAGCAAGACAUUUCUAGCUUCCGCUUCGAAGUUCUGGGAUUGCUCCGGGGAAGCAAGCUCUCAACAAUACAGUCAGCCAACGCAGCGAGUUCAGCCAGCUCCGCGGACUCCGAUGAGAAGAGCCACAGCGAAGGUAAUGGCAAGGACAAGAGAAAGAAUCUCAGCCUCUUUGAUUUAACCACUCUGAUCCACCCGCGGUCGGCAGUCAUUGCCUCCGAGAGACAUAACCUAAGCAAUGGUUCUGCCCUGGUGGUGCAGGAGCCGCCCAGGGAGAAGCAGAGGAAAGUGAAUUUUGUGGCUGAUAUCAAAAACUUCGGGUUAUUUCAUAGACGGUCAAAGCAAAAUGCUGCUGAGCAAAACGCAAACCAAAUCUUCUCUGUUUCAGAAGAAAUUACUCGUCAACAGGCGGCAGGAGCACUUGAGAGAAAUAUCCAACUGGAAUCCCAAGGAUUAGCUUCACGGGGUGACCGCAGCAUUCCUGGUCUCAAUGAACAGUGUGUGCUAGUAGACCAUAGAGAAAGGAAUACGGACACUUUGGGUUUACAGGUAGGCAAGAGAGUGUGCUCCUCCUUCAAGUCGGAGAAGGUGGUGGUGGAAGACACCGUCCCUAUUAUACCAAAGGAGAAACACGCCCAGGAGGAGGACUCAAGCAUAGAUUAUGAUUUAAGCCCCACGGACACAGUUGCCCAUGAAGAUUAUGUGACCACGAGAUUGUGACAACUUGGAGAAGGAGUGUUUACCAUACCUAUACAUAUUUUCCAUAGUGCUCUGGGCAGGCAAAAUGUAUGAAAUUACAUUAUCAAAUGCUAAUUUACACUUUCUAACGUUUAUCUGUCGUGGCGUAUUAGCCUGUAUUUAUGUUUGAACAAAGCAGAGGCAACGUGAACCCUCCUCUUUUGUAGCCUGCUUUUGCUAUCAUGGUUUAUUUUACAAGUGUUUCUGUUGAAUAAACGCACCUUCUACCCUUGUACUGUUACAAUAACCCACAGAAAAUUUUUAGCUAUCUUUUUCAAUUAAAACCAAUGCAAUUGAUUUCAUGUGGUAAGUGGCUCCUACAAUAGAUAUUUUUAUAUGCAAAACAGUGUAUGUUGAAAUAAUAAACAUUAGACAUUUUCGUAACUUUGGGGCAGGGGGGGAUUGUUAGAGCUGACUGCUCACUGAAGACUUCCAUCCAUCUUGACGUAAUAAUUUAAUAAGCAACUGUUACCAAGUUACUUCUUCUGAACAUGUAAAUAACUAUCAGACACAGUUAUUAAAGCAAGAAAACACCUACCCAUAGGACUCCGUUCCAACCCUCUACUACAGAGAAAGUCUGAAACAGUUUGGAGAUCUUUUAGGCUAUACUCCCGGUAGUGAAAGUUUUGUCUCCAUGACUGAUGAUUCGUGUUGGCAUUUUGUCAUCAAAUUCACACCCUUUGCGAGCCUCAGAUUCAACUACUUACCAAGGUAAAUGUGGCCCUUCGUCCACAUUCUGGCAAUCUGUCUUGUUGCAAAGCUCUCAGGAAUAAAAUGAUAACAAGUUCCGAUUGCCCAAGUACUUAGGUAGCAUGCACACCCAGAAUCUACAUACAAGGAAGUGAUUUUUCUGAUGCUCUGACCACUCAUUGUCGCUUAGCAAAGGAACAAGGAGCCCCCGCUUCCCUAAAUGAUGGAAAUAUAGUUCUUAAAACUGAUACAUCAGAAACUUCACCAGUGAUAUUGAUACAGUGCAUAUAUUUCCUUAGAGAAAGUUUUCAAUUCCCGUUUGUUUUGUCAUCUAAGCGACACUUUCCCUUUGAUUUCAUUCACUUCCCAGACUUUUGAAAGGAAAAUAUUUGCAUGUGUUCUAAAAAUGACGCUGGAGGUCUCUUGCAGUUCAGAUGAACUAAGUGCAACUCUUUCGAGCCAUCCUAGAAAGAUUCCUCACUAUGGGCUAUGGCAUUACGUCAAAUCAAUGAAGGCUGUUGAGUCUAUUUUCCCUUAGACUUUGUCUCUGUGGACUACAGAAGCAAGGUAAUUUAGCAUGGAUCAGAACUGUCUAAUAUGACCAGAAGUAAGAGAUGGCGGCAGGAAAGGUGUGGACCAUCUAUGUGUGCAGUACAAAUAGAAGGAUUUAAAAAGCUGCUGCUAGUUCAACUCAGGUACAGACGAGGAAACCGAGUCAAUCUAUAACUGGAGGUUUGUGAUGGAGCUUUGACAUAUCCUUGGAGACCAUUCCCUUCACCACCGCUCCCCAAACAAACACCAGAAAAACAAAGUGCUACUUAUUUUGACAGUGAGUUAGGUAAAGUUCCAUAAAUGCGUGCCCAUUCUUGUAAAGAGAGAACCACACACAAAAGUAAAGUCUUUAAAGCCAAUCGCAUCGCAGGCAUUAGCAGAGAAAGCAGUAUGCAGCGUGGGAUUUCAGCUAUGGACUUGAAGUAUUAGAGCAGCCAAGACUUUGAACAUCUACCCCUAAAUCUGAGAAUUUAAGAGCAGGCUGGAGGCGUCUAGAGAAACACUAGCCUAGUGGGCAUGGGGAAUUCUUCAAGUACACCUUCACUUCCAGUGUCUUAGCACACAGAAUUCUGCCAAAAACAUUCCAAUUACUCAGUAAUGGAAACCCUGCAGGCUUACUUUUAAUGUUGGGGGUUAUUUUUUAAAUCAAUAGAUCCUGCCUCUUAGGUGGUUUUUUUUUUUUAAUAAUGACCCUUUAUAUCCUCAUUCUACAUGUCUUUUCAGAAUUGAUUUCAAAUCCUCUCUGCCCUUCAAACAACACCAAAGUUAAUAAAACCAACACCUUUCCCUUUUCCUUUCUUCUCCUCUCAUUGUUGUUCUGGCCUGGGAGAGUGCUGGCAUUUUACUGGACUGCUGGUGACUGACAGGCGUUUAUGUGGAUUGGAGAGCACCUGCUCUCAGUGUUCUGGAAGUGAUUUCCUCACGGCUCUGAUGCCACCGAUAGGUGCCUUUGUGACUAGGAAUGGAGUAACAUCAUUAGUGUCAAAUCUCCUUAACAUAUCUUAUACGCUGAUUACAAGGCAGCAUUAACUAGGAGGAACGGCCAGUACAGAAAGAGAAACUGGAAACAACAUGGGGUUUUCAGACAAAGGAACCUGCCCUAAGUACUUUAAGGGAGCAACUUGGGUUUUUUGUUAUUAUGCUUGUUCCUAUGCCUAGAAAUCCCCGAUACUCAAGAGAAGUUUAAAAUUGCCUUCCAUCUGUGGUAAUAGCCUUUCCUUUGUUUUAGUCCCUCAUGGUAUUAAAAGAAAAUAUACAAUAUACACUUUGGGGAAGAAUUUUAUGGAAAAUCCAAAUGAAGAUUAACAGUUUUGAGGCUGAAUAACAUUUAUUUAUUCUAAUCUCAUUUAUAACUAAGCGUGGUAUAAAGGGUAUAAAGUCACCUCCUUGUGUGACAGCAGUGACGUCCUGACAUUUUCUGUAGAAAUACACCUGUAUUAGUUUUCAUAAGAAAACUGGCUAUUUAAAAAAUGGUAGUGGAUUUUUUUUGUAAGGUGAUGAAUUAUUUUUCAAAGUGCUUAUCAUCCUGAAAAAAAAUGUAUGUUUCAUGAGCUGCCUAUGUGUAUAUCAAAUUUUCUUAAAUUAUAUUUUAUUUACUGGCUGGUGAUUAAAACAGUGCAAACGAAAAAAACAAAAAAAAAA